UGUAUUGGUGGAGGGAGGGAGGGGGUUGCCCUCGCCUCCCCCACUUCCAAGAUGGCGGCGGUGCUGCAGCAGGUCUUGGAGCGGGCCGAAGUGGCCAAGCUGCCCAAAGCCGUGCAGGGGAAGCUGGAGAGGUUCCUGGCUGAUCAGCAAAGCGAAAUAGAUGGGCUCCGCGCCAGGCAUGAGCGAUACAAGGUGGACAGCGAGCAACAGUACUUUGAAGUAGAAAAACGCCUGGCUCAAAGUCAGGAGAGACUUGUAAAUGAAACACAGGAAUGUCAGAAUCUCCGCCAGGAACUCAGCAAGCUUAAUGACCAAUUAAAAUCAUUGACUGAGAAAAACAAAGAACUGGAAAUUGCUCAGGAGCAGAAUGCAGCUACACAGGGUCAGCUAAACAGAGCAAAAGAAGAAUUGGAAGCAGAGAAGAGAGAUUUGGUCCGAACAAAUGAAAGAAGAGCACAAGAACUGGAGCACUUAAAUGAGGAGGUUAGACGUCUGAAUGAGAAACUUACAGAAAUAAACACCGCGAAGGUAGAGCUACAGUUAAAGCUGGAUGACCUUGAGACGUCAGCCUUUUCUGUAAAGUACCGUGAGCAAAGGUGGGAUCAAGAAAAGGAAUUGCUGCAGGAUCAGAACACUUGGCUGAAUACCGAACUAAAGGCAAAAACAGAUGAACUCCUGACUCUUGCCCGGGAAAAAGGAAAUGAAAUUUUGGAACUUAAAUGUAAUUUAGAGAACAAGAAAGACGAGGUUUCCAGGUUGGAGGAGCAAGUCAGUGGAUUAAAGCAAUCCAAUGAAAAUCUACAGAAACACGUGGAAGACCUUUUAGCUAAGCUGAAGGAGGCAAAGGAGCAGCAAGCUAGCAUGGAAGAGAGAUUCCACAAUGAGCUAAAUGCCCACAUCAAGUUAUCUAAUUUAUAUAAGGGGGCUGCUGAUGACUUGGAGACAAAAAGUAAUGAACUCACUCAAGCUGUAGAUGAGCUGCACAAGCUUCUGAAAGAGGCGGGUGAAGCAAACAAAGCGACACAGGAUCGGCUGGCUGAGGUCGAACAGCUGAAUGCUGCCACAGAAAAAGAGCUGAAGGAAAAGAUUAACAAGUUAGAGAGAGAGCUGGACAAUGCCAAUGAUUUGGUUUCUGCCACCAAGCGUAAAGGGGCCAUCCUUUCAGAGGAGGAGUUGGCAACGAUGUCUCCCACUGCUGCUGCAGUAGCUAAGGUGGUAAAGCCUGGCAUGAAACUGACGGAGCUUUACAAUGCCUAUAUAGAAGCACAAGAUCAGCUGCUGCUGGAGAAGUUAGAGAAUAAGAGGAUUAACAAGUACCUGGAUGAGAUAGUGCAGGAGGUAGAAGCCAAAGCACCCAUUCUGAAGCGUCAGCGCGAAGAAUAUGAACGUUCUCAAAAAGCAGUGGCGAGUCUUGCUGCUAAACUUGAACAAGCUAUGAAGGAAAUUCAACGUUUGCAAGACGAUGCUGAUAAAGCAAACAAACAAGCUUCUUUGCUUGAAAGGGAGAACCAGAGGCUCGACAUCCAGGUCAAAGAUCUUUCACAGCAGAUAAGAGUGCUUUUAAUGGAACUUGAAGAAGCUAGAGGCAAUCACGUCAUCCGUGAUGAAGUGAGUUCUGCCGACAUCACCAGCUCUUCAGAAGUGAUAACCCAACACUUGGUCUCCUAUCGAAACAUCGAGGAACUCCAGCAGCAGAAUCAGCGACUCUUGGUAGCUCUUCGGGAGCUGGGUGAAGCUAAGGAGAAAGAGGAGCAAGAAACAACUUCAUCUAAGAUUUCUGAGCUGCAAAGUCAACUUGGUGAAGCUAUCAAUGAGCUAGAAAAGUUGCGUGAGUCCCGGCAGCACCAGAUGCAGCUUGUGGACUCGAUAGUUCGCCAGCGUGACAUGUAUCGCAUCUUGUUGGCACAGACCACUGGGGUUGCCAUUCCACUGCAAGCACCAGGCUUCUUGCCAGAAGAAGCAUCUUUGACCUCGACUCCCAGGCGCCUGUCAGGUGCACCUCAGGCCAUGUCAACUCCAGCUGUUGUACCGGUGACAGAAUCAACUGAAGCAGUGGAGGCAAAGGCAGCCCUUAAACAGUUGCAGGAAAUUUUUGAGACCUACAAGAAAGAGAAGGCCGAGAAUGACAAACUACUGAAUGAGCAAAACGAGAAGCUCCAAGAACAGGUUACGGACUUGAGGUCACAGAAUACAAAGAUCUCUACGCAACUUGAGUUUGCUUCGAAGCGUUAUGAGAUGCUGCAGGAUAAUGUUGAGGGAUAUCGUCGAGAGAUAACAUCACUGCAUGAGAGGAUCCAGAAGCUUACAGCAACAACUCAGAAACAGGAACAGAUAAUCAAUACCAUGACUCAAGACCUGAGAGGAGCCAAUGAAAAGUUAGCUAUGGCUGAGGUGAGAGCAGAAAAUUUGAAAAAAGAAAAAGACAUCUUGAAAAUGGCUGAGGUUCGUCUGACUCAGCAAAAGGAAACUUUGGCAGCAGAGAAGAGAGGACAAAAUCUGCUGCUCACUAACCUGCAGUCUAUUCAGGUGAUCUUGGAAAGGUCUGACACAGAAAUGAAACAAAGGUUCAAUAACCAACUAGAGAAAGCAGAGCGUGAAAUUGCCCAGCUGAAGAAAAAACUGGAGAACGAGAUGGAGCAAAGGCAUGCGCUGUCUAAAAAUCAAGAUAUCCAUUUGUUGGAUGGCAAAAGACAGCUUGAGACAGAAACGAAUCUUCAUGUUAACACAAAAGAACUGCUGAAGAAUGCCCAAAAAGAGAUUGCGACCUUGAAACAGCAGCUUCACAAUACAGAGGCUCAGCUAGCUUCCCAGUCAUCACAGCGAGCUCCUGGGCAAGGCCAGCCUAGUACAAGUGAGGUCGUGGAUGAUCUUACAAGUCGAUUGAGACAGUCGGAGGAGCAGGUUAAUGAUCUGAGAGAGAGGCUGAAGACAGCCACAAAUAACGUGGAGCAGUACCGAGCAAUGGUGGUGAGCCUCGAGGAAUCACUUAACAAAGAAAAGGAGGUGACGGAGGAAGUUCGUGCAACUGUUGAAGCCCGCCUGAAGGACUCUUCAGAGUAUCAGUCCCAGCUAGAAAAGAAGUUAAUGGAGGCAGAAAAGGAAAAACAAGAGCUUCAGGAUGAGAAGCGGAAAGCUGUCGAGAGCCUGGAGCUACAGCUUUCUGAGCUGAAGAAAACCCUCUCCAGUCUGAAAACAGAAGUUCAAGAAUCGAUUCAGAGAGCAAACACAGCUCUUGCUAAUGAGCAGCAAGCCAAACGAGACUGUCAAGAACAAGCCAAGAUAGCUGCAGAAGCUCAAAACAAGUAUGAGCGGGAGCUGAUGCUUCAUGCUUCUGAUGUUGAAGCCCUACAGGCCGCCAAAGAUCAUGUGGCUAAGAAUUCUGCCGUAAAGCAACAACUGGAGGAAGCAGCCCAAAAAGCAGAAUCUGCAUUGCGAGAGAACAAAGCCUCAUGGGAGGAGCGAGAGAGGAUGUUAAAGGAUGAAACCUCCAAGCUUGCAUCUCGCUGUGAAGACUUAGAGAAACAAAACCGACUGCUGCAUGAGCAGCUAGAAAGCCUGAGUGGCAAGAUGAUGGCGUUAGUGAAGGAAGGGGCACCGAGCGCAUUAAACGUCUCUUUCAGCGAAGAAGGCAAAUCACAGGAACAAAUCGUGGAGAUUCUUAGGUUUAUACGCCGAGAAAAGGAGAUUGCAGAAACUAGGUUUGAGGUAGCCCAAGUGGAAAGUUUACGCUACCGUCAGAGGGUAGAACAUCUGGAGAGGGAGCUUCAGGAACUUCAGGAGAGUCUGAAUGCAGAGAGAGAGAAAGUGCAGGUGACAGCAAGAACAGUGGCUCAGCAUGAAGAACUGAUGAAGAAGACAGAGACCAUGAAUGUUUUGAUAGAGACCAACAAGAUGCUGAGGGAAGAGAAGGAGAGGCUGGAACAGGAACUACAGCAAACACAAGCCAAAGUGCGUAAGCUGGAAGCUGAUAUCUUGCCUUUACAAGAGUCCAACACUGAGCUGAGUGAGAAGAGCGGGAUGCUCCAGGCUGAGAAGAAGCUGUUGGAAGAAGAUGUCAGACGCUGGAAGACUCGAACUCAGCAUUUGCUGGCCCAACAAAAAGAUACCGAUGUCGAAGAGUAUUGGAAGCUUGUUUCAGAGAAGGAAGUGAACAGUAAACGUAUACAGCAAAUGAGUGAAGAAAUAGGCAGGCUGAAAGCAGAAAUCGCUAGGUCAAAUGCAUCGGUGACGACAGGUCAGAAUCAGGCCCAGUCCCUCCGUGAUGAUCUAACAAAGGCAAAAGCUGAAAAGGAUACCCUUCAAAAGGAGUUGGAAGCAAAGUUGGCUGACAUCCAAGAGAAAGUCAAAACCAUCACGCAAGUCAAGAAAAUUGGGCGUAGAUACAAGACCCAGUAUGAAGAGUUGAAAGCUCAGCAUGACAAGAUGGUUGCAGAAGCAUCAGUUCAGUCUCUUGCAGAACAGAAGGAGCAGCAUCCUUCAGACAAGGAAGUUCAAGAGGUGAAAGAGGCUCUCAGUCAAGCAGAGGCGAAGAUAAAAACCAUGGAGGGGCAGAUUGAAAGUCUGCAGAAGACACUUGGAGAAAGGGAGACUGAAGUCAAAAACCUUCAGGACCAGGCAGCCCAGCUGCAGUCAGAGGUCUCCCGGCUUCAUCAAGAUCUGCAGGAGAGAACAACGCAGGAAGAUCAGCUCAGGCAACAGAUUUCAGAGAAGGAGGAGAAAACCAAGAAGACGCUUCUGGCGGCCAAACAGAGAAUUGCACAACUGGCAGGUGCAAAAGAGCAGCUAACCAAAGAAAGCGAUGAAUGGAAACAAAAGAGCGGUGCGCUGGAAGAGCAGAAGACAGAGUUGGAAGUGCGGAUGAAUGCGCUUAAAUCGCAGUACGAGGGUCGGAUUUGCCGCCUAGAGAGGGAGCUCAGAGAACAGCAAGAGAGGCACCAUGAACAGCGAGAUGAUCCUCCAGAAUCUAGCAACAAGGCUUCAGAACAGCAGAGGCAGAUCACCCUUAAAUCAACUCCUGCAGCUGGUGAGCGAGGAAUUGCUAGUACUUCGGAUCCGCCGACAGCCAAUAUCAAACCGACACCUGUUGUGUCCACCCCAAGCAAAGUGACAGCUGCUGCCAUAGCUGGGAAUAAGUCCACCCCGAGAGCCAGUAUCCGUCCCAUGGUUACUCCUGCUACAGUCACCAACCCUACAACUACCCCAACAGCAACCGUCAUGCCAACCACACAGGUGGAGACUCAAGAAGCUAUGCAGUCGGAAGGGCCAGUUGAGCACGUCCCAGUCUUUGGAAGCACCAGUGGGUCUGUGCGUUCCACAAGCCCCAAUGUCCAGACCUCGCUCUCUCAGCCCAUCCUCACAGUUCAGCAGCAGACUCAAGCCACGGCUUUUGUGCAGCCCACUCAGCAGAGCCAUCCUCAGAUAGAACCGGCUGCUCAGGAGCCGGCCCCAACCAUUUUGGAGGUUGUACAGAGCUCGCAGAUGGAAAGACCUUCUACAUCAACAGCAGUGUUUGGCACAGUUUCAGCUACACCAAGUUCUUCUUUACCCAAACGUCAGCGAGAAGAAGAAGAUGAAAGUACAGUUGAAAACUCAGAACAACUUUCGGAGGAAAUGGUUGAUGUGCCUCAUUCCAAGAAACUGAGAACUAUACAAAGAGUUGGACCGGAGGAGGAGGUAACUGCAGACGAGAGUACAGAUGGAGAAAUAGAAACCCAGGUCUACAAUCAAGACUCGCAGGAUUCUAUGGGAGAAGGUGUUACACAGGGGGAGUAUGCUCCCAUGGAAGACAGCGAGGAGACGUCUCACUCACUCCCAGUAGACCUUGGGUCUCUUCAGUCGGACCAGCAGAAUACAUCAUCAUCCCAGGACGGCCAGGGAAAGAGAGAUGAUGUUAUUGUAAUUGACAGUGAUGAUGAAGAGGAUGACGAUGAGGAAAAUGAUGGAGAACCCGAAGAAUAUGAAGACGAGGAAGAGGAUGAUGAGGACGAAGAUGAUGAAGACACAGGGAUGGGAGACGAAGGUGAAGACAGUAAUGAAGGCACUGGGAGCGUUGACGGGAACGAUGGGUAUGAUGCUGAUGAAACAGAGGGUGCUGAUGGAAUGGAUCCCAGUACAGAAACUGAAGAGAGCCUUGCUGGAGGUGAAAGCAGCCAGAGAGCAGCUGACUCUCAGAACUGUGGUGAUGGGAGCGCAGGUGUUGCCGAGUCCACCUUCUCUCAGGAAAGCCCAAGAGAACAGCAGCCAACCUCUGCUUCUGAGAGACAGACACCACGUCCACCUCGACCCCACCCAUUACCACCACGGCUGACCAUUCACGCUAUUCCUGCUCCACCACAGGAGCUGGGGCCACCUGUGCAGAGAAUACAGAUGACUAGGAGGCAGUCAGUGGGACGUGGACUUCAGCUAACACCUGGCAUAGGGGGCAUGCAGCAGCACUUCUUUGAUGAUGAAGACAGGACAGUCCCCAGCACGCCGACGUUAGUGGUGCCACAUCGUACAGAUGGUUUUGCGGAAGCAAUUCAUUCCCCUCAGGUUGCUGGAGUUCCUAGAUUCAGGUUCGGGCCUCCUGAAGAUAUGCCACAGACCAGUUCAAGCCACUCUGAUCUUGGCCAGCUUGCAUCUCAAGGAGGAUUAGGAAUGUACGAGACUCCUCUCUUCCUCGCCCACGAAGAAGAGUCAGGGGGGCGGAGUGUGCCGACAACUCCACUUCAAGUUGCAGCCCCUGUUUCUGUAUUCACUGAGAGCACUGCUGCUGAUGCUUCAGAACAUGCGUCUCAGUCUGUCCCAAUGGUUACGACUUCCACUGGGAACUUAUCUACCACUUCAGAAUCUGGAACCGGCGAUGAUGGCGAUGAGGUUUUUGUGGAGGCAGAAUCAGAAGGAAUUACUUCAGAGGUUGGUCUAGAGAUUGAUAGCCAGCAAGAAGAAGAAUCAUCUCAAACACCUGACGAAUCAGACCUUCCUUCUACCAGUCAAGAUCCUCCUUCAAGUUCAUCUGCAGACACAAGCAGUAAUCAUCCCAAGCCUUUUCGGCGGGUCAGGCUUCAGCCCCCAACACUGAGAACGGGAGUUCGUGGUCGACAGUUUAACAGACAGAGGGGGGUAACUCAUGCAAUGGGAGGAAGAGGAGGUCUAAACAGAGGAAAUAUUAACUGAGUUCUGUCAAAACAAAAACUUGGAGAAAGUGUAUACUGUUCAGUUGGCUUCUAUUCUGUAUUUGUAUAGCAGCCACCAAGCUUAAAGGCAGUUUUUAAACUUGGAUUGGUGUAUGA
Molecule: messenger RNA, 7271 nt
Organism: Gekko japonicus
Lineage: Eukaryota; Metazoa; Chordata; Lepidosauria; Squamata; Gekkonidae
Gene: TPR
Product: translocated promoter region, nuclear basket protein
Exons: 51
Coding region: 52-7155 (2367 amino acids)
Biological process (GO): protein import into nucleus; mRNA export from nucleus
Cellular component (GO): nuclear pore
Molecular function (GO): structural constituent of nuclear pore
Source: RefSeq, a predicted model, not a curated record